GCUUGUUAGAGGUGAUUGCAUUUUCACCUCCGCCUCUCCACCGGACAUCUCGCAUCAUAUUUUCUUCAAGAGCCCCGAAUAGUUGAGAACCUUUGGGGAACCUUGCCGCUGCAAGUGGCAAGAUGGGGGACGAUAGUGAGUGGAUGAAGCUUCCCAUCGACCAGAAAUGUGAACAUAAGGUCUGGAAAGCCCGUUUGAAUGGUUACGAAGAAGCUCUGCAAUUGUUCCAUAGGAUAGAUGAUGAGAAGAGUCCAGAGUGGGGGAAGUACCUUGGACUGAUUAAGAAAUUUGUCACAGAAUCAAAUACGGUUGCUCAACUUAAAGGCCUCGAGGCAGCCUUGGCCUAUGUUGAAAAUGCUCACGUUGCUGUAAAAACAACAGGUGAUGUUGUGUCUGGUGUGGUGACCAAAGUGUUUAACCAGCCAAAGGCUCGGGCCAAGGAGCUGGGAACAGACAUCUGUCUGAUGUACAUUGAAAUAGAAAAAGUCGAAGUGGUGCAGGAUGAGCUUCUUAAGGGACUGGACAACAAGAACCCCAAAAUAGUUGUGGCCUGUCUUGAGACUCUCAGGAGGGCUCUCAGUGAGUUUGGAUCCAAGAUCAUAACAUUGAAGCCAGUCGUGAAGAUUCUGCCCAAGCAGUUUGAGUCCAGAGAGAAGGCAGUGAGAGAUGAGGCCAAGAUGCUUGCAAUAGAAAUCUAUAAAUGGAUCAGAGAUGCUCUGCGACCUUCACUGCAGAAUAUCAACUCUGUCCUGCUAAAGGAACUUGAAGAGGAGUGGGUGAAGCUUCCUUCGUCACCACCUAAGCAAAGCAGGUUCUUGCGCUCUCAGCAAGACCUGAAAACAAAGUUUCAACAACAACAACAAGCACAAGGACAAGAGUCUGGAGAGGAAGAGGAGGACACAGUGGAAGCAGUGGAUCCUUAUGAGCUCUUGGAAGCUGUGGAUAUUCUUACCAAGUUGCCCAAAGACUUUUAUGAUAAAAUUGAAGCUAAAAAGUGGCAGGAGAGGAAAGAAGCUCUGGAAGCAGUUGAAUCUCUAUCUAAGAACCCAAAACUGGAGGGUGGGGACUAUGGAGAUCUUGUUAGAGCACUCAAGAAGGUUGUCGGGAAAGAUGCCAAUGUCAUGCUGGUUUCAAUGGCAGCUAAAUGUCUGGCCGGACUGGCCUUCGGUCUCAGGAAGAAGUUUGGAUCAUAUGCAGGACUGGUUGUUCCAACUAUUCUGGAAAAGUUCAAAGAGAAGAAGCCUCAGGUUGUCCAAGCCCUGCAAGAGGCUAUUGAUGCUAUUUUUCUGACUACUACUCUGCAAAAUUUGUCGGAGGACAUCCUCGCUGUGAUGGAUAAUAAAAACCCUUCCAUAAAGCAGCAAGCCUCUCUGUUUUUGGCCCGCUCCUUCAGACACUGCACACAGGCUACGCUGCCCAAGAGUGUUCUCAAACCCUUCUGUGCUGCCCUAGUAAAGCAAGUGAAUGACUCUGCUCCAGAAGUGCGUGAUGCUGCCUUUGAAGCUGUGGCAACAUCUAUGAAAGUGGUGGGGGAGAAAGCUGUGAACCCUUACCUUGCUGAUUUGGAUAAACUAAAAGUUGACAAGAUAAAAGAGUGUGCUGAUAAAGUUGAACUCCCAGGAGGGAAGAAGGGUGCAGGAGGGGGAGGAGCUGUAGAGAAGAAACCAGCAGCUAAAGGACCUUCUGCUGCUGAAUCUCAAUCUAAAUCCCAUGGCCCACCCAAGAAAACCCCAAGUGCAGCCUCCAGCAAGCCGUCUGUUGGUCCACCAAAGAGAAGCAAAACGGUCUCUUCUGCCAGUGGGAAACCCAAAAAGAACACAGACAAAGACAUAACAGAAAGCGAACUGUCGAUUGAGAUAUGUGAAGAGCAAGCGGCCGAUGUACUGCCUGCAUCCUGUCUUCAACAGCUGGAUUCUCCAAAUUGGAAGGAGAGACUUGCCAGUAUGGAGGAAUUUCAGAGGGCUGUUGAGACAAUGGAUAAAAUGACGAUUCCAUGCCAGGCCUUAGUCAAGAUGUUGGCCAAGAAACCAGGCUGGAAGGAGACAAACUUCCAGGUCAUGCAGAUAAAGCUCCACAUUGUGUCCCUUAUCGCCCAGAGGGGGCAGUUUUCAAAGAUGUCAGCCUCAGUGGUUUUGGAUGGUUUGGUGGAUAAGGUUGGCGACAUCAAAUGUGGUGGAAAUGCCAAGGAGGGAAUGACUGCUAUUGGGGAGGCGUGCUCGCUACCAUGGACUGCAGAGCAGGUUGUCUCUUUGGCAUUUGCACAAAAGAACCCCAAGAACCAGGCAGAGACUCUCAACUGGCUGGCAAAUGCCAUGAAGGAGUUUGGCUUUGCUGGUAUCAACGUGAAGGGUUUUAUCAACAACGUCAAGACGGCCCUUGGUGCUACUAACCCAGCUGUUAGGACAGCAGCAAUUACUCUGCUAGGUGUUAUGUAUCUCUACAUGGGAGCUCCUCUACGCACUUUCUUUGAGGAUGAGAAACCAGCUCUCCUGUCACAAAUAGAUGCAACUUUUGAGAAGAUACAAGGUCGGUCACCUCCAGCUCCAACAAGAUUUACCAAGAAGACCGGGAAUGAGGAUGAGUGUGACAACGGAGAGGACCAAGAAGAGGAUGUAGUAGGACAGGACAUAAUGGACUUACUCCCCAGAAUGGAUAUUAGUGACAAAGUCACUUCUGAAUUAGUUUCUAAAAUCGGAGAUAAGAACUGGAAGAUGAGAAAGGAAGGUCUGGAUGAAGUUGCUGCCAUCAUCUCAGAAGCUAAAUUCAUCACGGCCAACAUUGGGGAGCUUUCGUUGGCCUUGAAAGGACGACUCAGUGAUUCUAACAAGAUACUGGUCCAGCAAAGCUUGACUAUUCUACAGCAGCUGGCCACAGCCAUGGGGCCUGGACUCAAACAGCAUGUUAAAACACUAGGAUUCCCCAUCAUCACUGUGCUUGGCGACAGUAAGCCCAAUGUAAGGGCAGCUGCAAUGGCCACUCUGCAGGCCUGGGUGGAACAGACUGGGAUGAAGGAAUGGCUGGAAGGAGAGGAGCUAUCAGAGGAAUUGAAGAAAGAGAAUCCCUUUCUACGUCAAGAGUUGUUAGGCUGGCUAUCAGAGAAGUUACCCACCCUAAGGACUGUGCCAGGGGAUCUAACUGCUUGCGUCCCCAAUCUCUACGCCUGCUUAGAAGACAGAAAUGGUGAUGUGAGGAAGAAAGCUCAGGAUGCUCUACCCACAUUCAUGAUGCACCUUGGCUAUGACAAGAUGAACAAGGCUGCUGGCAAACUGAAGCUGUCUUCUAAAGACCAGGUCAUACCUAUGUUGGAAAAGGCCAGAGCAGUGAUGCCACCGAAACCCGCUGCUCCUCCCAAACCUGGAGGGGCAAAAUGCCCCUCUGAGACAACCGGAGCAGCCUACAGGUCUCAGGCAGUUUAUGAGGAAGUUGCCGAUAAAUCUGAAGCUAAAAAAGUCAGACCGGGAGUAGCUCCUAAGAAGCAACCGUCUCCCCCUGAGGAACCAGACCUUACCCCUCCCUCAAAGGACAAGGACAGUAAUGCUAAUAAAAAGCCCCUCAACAAAGGGAAGACUGCUCCUGGCAGUCAACAGAGUGCACCUAAUAAGAAGCCUACAGCUAAAGGCAUGAAAGAUGACGAGGAUAGGUCUGGACCCCUCUUCAUCCUUAUCCCCAAUGCUAAGGAGCAGAGGAUCAAAGAGGAAAAGCAACUGAAGAUUUUGAAGUGGAACUUCAUCACUCCUCGAGAUGAAUAUUUGGAACAGCUUAAAGCUCAGAUGUCUCCCUGCUUUGCCAAGUGGCUCCAAGAUGAACUAUUCCAUCCUGAUUUCCAGAGACAUGUAAAGGCCAUUAGCAUUAUGAUUGAGAGGCUGGAGAAUGAGAGUGAUGCCACCAUCAGUUGUCUGGAUUUAAUUCUUAAAUGGUUCACUCUGCGCUUCUUUGACACCAACACAACAGUCCUGAUGAAGGUGCUGGAGUAUUUGAAGCUGCUCUUUGCCAUGCUUGAUAGGGAGAACUAUAAUCUCACAGAGUAUGAGGCAAACUCCUUUGUCCCUUACCUUCUACUCAAGGUUGGAGAGUCAAAAGACGUGGUUCGCAAAGAUGUUCGGGCAAUACUAACCGUGCUAUGUAAGGUUUACCCUGCAUCUAAGGUCUUUCCUUACCUAAUGGAUGGUACCAAGUCUAAAAACUCGAAACAAAGAGCUGAAUGUCUGGAGGAGUUGGGAUGUUUGAUAGAAGGCUAUGGAAUGAUUGUAUGCCAACCAACUCCAGCCAAGUCUCUGAAAGAGAUUGCUGUUCAUAUUGGUGAUCGAGAUACUUCUGUCCGAAAUGCUGCCCUGAACACAGUAGUGGCUGUCUACAACGUCUGUGGAGACCAAGUCUAUAAACUCAUUGGAAAUUUGUCAGAGAAGGACAUGAGCAUGUUGGAGGAGAGGAUAAAACGUUCUUCAGCGAAGAAAACAGCUGCCACUCCAGCCAGGCAGAGUGCAAAUGAACGGUCUCAAAGAGAUCACCCAGCUAACCCCAAUGGCACAUUCCUUCGCAAGUCUGCACAGGAAGACCCCAACAAACUCAACCAAGCCCGUCAGAAUGCCCAGCAAAGCGAGUCCUCUCACAUGCCCAUUCCCAAGGAGUUCCAGUUAGAUCUGGACAUGAUUGAGAUGGACCGGAGCAGAGUAAAUGAGCUGCCUGACCUUGUUCAGCACAAGCUUGAUGAACUUUUGGAACCUAUUGUAAUCCCUGAGCCCAAGAUGUGUACAGUUUCCCCACAAUUUGAUGACCUCCAUAACAGCACUGCGUCCACAAUAAACUUUGUCAUCUCUCAGGUGGCUAGUGGGGACAUCAACACCAGCAUACAGGCACUUGCACAGAUUGAUGAAGUAUUAUGGCAGGAGAACAAGGCAGAGGUCAUGUCAGGACACAUUGACCAGUUCCUCAUUGCCACCUUCAUGCAGCUGAGACUCAUUUAUAAUACCCACAUGGCUGAUGACCGGCAGGACAAGAAGGAAAUAUUUAAACUCUACAGCUGCAUCCUUGGCAACAUGCUGUCUUUAUUCUCUUUGGAGUCUUUGGCAAGAGAGGCAUCUAUGGGUGUGUUAAAGGACCUAAUGCACGGCUUAAUAACAUUGAUACUUGACAGCAGAGUGGAAGAAACCGAGGAGGGGCAGCAGGUCAUCAGAUCUGUAAACAUGCUUGUUGUCAAAGUCCUGGAAAAGUCUGACCAGACCAACAUAAUAAGUGCCUUGCUGGUGAUGCUCCAAGACACUUUGGUCCCAGCAGCCGUGUCUCCCAUGUUCUCUGAACUGGUCAUGAAGUGCCUGUGGAGGCUGAUCCGCCACCUACCGGAGAACAUCAACACCAUUAACCUUGAUCGGAUUUUAUUCGAUGUCCACAAUAUCAUGAAGGUUUUCACCACAGAGAAUCUUCAGCAGCUCAAGAGUGACAUUCCAUACAGGACCCUCAAGACUUUACUACACACCCUUUGCAAGCUUACUGGGGCUAAGAUCCUGGAGCACCUUUCAAUGAUCGAGAACCGUAAUGAGUCUGAAUUAGAGGCCUACUUAAGGCGGGUUGUCAAACACAGUAACCUGUUUGGUAGCAAGAGUGACCGAGGUAACGAAAAGGGUGGUCUGCUCAUGGAGGAUGGGAUGUCAAAGGCAAAGGUCCGUGACAUUCUGGCUGAAAUUUUUAAGAAGAUUGGCUCCAAGGAAAACACUAAAGAGGGUUUAACAGAGCUGUAUGAGUACAAACAGAAGUGUUCCGAUGUGGACCUUGAGCCCUUCCUCAAGACCGCAUCCCCAUUCUUCCAGAGUUACGUGGAGCGAGGCCUUCGCAUGAUCGAAUCGGAACGAGAAGGCAAACCUCGCAUCCAAAACCCAACAGUGAUUGCACAGCAUGUUGCCGACAGGAGUCUGAGCAGUAAUGACGACGAUCUGAAGCCAGCGGUCUACUACGAGAGACUCAAGAUCCUACGACAGAGACAAGGCCUGGAGAACACUCGGAGUAUGAGUGGGAGUGAUGAUGAACAACAGCGACCCCCAAUCUCCUCUUUGCUCUCAUCCAAGCCAUCAGUGGCGUCCUCCACUGACAUGCUCCAUAGCAAGCUAUCACAGCUCAAAGAAUCCAGAGAGCUCUAUCAGCAGGAACACAACGUUAAGCCCCGCUCAUCGUCAAACGUACACACUCGGUCAACCUCUCCAGCGGCCAAUCUGGGUGACCUGAAGAAACGUCUGGAGCGUAUCAAGAAUAACCGGGAAUAGAAACGCGGCAAUUCAAUCAUCUGUUGGUAGAAACCAGUUGCAUCUUUGUUUUAUGGCACAUUGUGUUUCUCUUCCUACUCCAAUAGAUGGACGUAAGCAUUUGGAACCUAAAAGCCACUCUUCUCAUGUAUAAAACGUCUUCUAAAUUCAGUACAUAAUUCAUUUUUUUUUUUUUUUUUAAAUUCUCAUCUGUCUGCUUAAAGCUACAUUUACUUACGUUUUAUGCAAAUUGCACAGCUGUCUCAACUGAAGGGAGCCAUUGUUUUUAUCCAAUUAAAAAGUUGAUACUUUCUCUUGGCGUUUUCAGGCUGUUUUGACUGUGAAUGACAAGUUGCACAGUCACCCCCUGGCCUUCGAUUGUUGCCCUUCAUGAUGUGCCGAGCCAUAAUGGCAUGUGUUGAUGUCGACUGUGCUGUGUGUGGGCCAGAGGUGAAACAAUAUGAAAGCUCGUAUCACAGUCUUUGGUAUUAUCAUGAGAUCCAACCAUCCAUCUGAGUGGGGUCACAAGUGAGCUGUCUCCUAUACAGGCUGACUUUGGGCAAGAGGCAGACUACACUGAACUGGUUGACAGCAUCAUAUUACUAAGAACACGAUCACAAGUGCACACUCGGAAAACCUUGAAAAAGUUUAAUUUUGGAUACAAAGAAAAAUAAAUAAAAAUACCAAAUUGGCAACGUAAUGUACUUUUGGUCAGUUAUUGUAAACUGCAGCAACCAAUGUAAAUUACCAUACGUGCAAAAUCCUUGAGAUUCUAGUGGUCUUUAUUUGAGGUGGGACUCUAAACAUUUCUGUAACAAAUUAGCGGCUGUGUUCUCAAAUUAAAAUUUGUUUUACACUUCAAUUAGCUUUUGGUCUAUGAAUACAUAUUAGUAAACAAAUUGCAAAAUUCAAUUGAAGCAUUUUCCAUCCGGCUGCUACAUUCUGAUUUUGACAGCUAUAGGAACAAGACCAAUCUGAAUUUUGACAAUGCAGCAAUUACAAGGCUACAACUCUAUAUUAGUCAAGCUAAUAUAAUGGGUUUUGGUUAGCUCAAGACAUUUUGUUCUUCAGUCUCCAAGACUGCGUUGUCUACUACCUGAGGGCUAAAGUCGCAUAUAGCUGCACUUGAGGGAUUACAGUAUCGAUAGUUCUCCCUAAACUACACAAAGACUAUUCUGGUUUUCUCCAUGGAUCCACAUUUGCCGUUCAUGUGAAAUACGUAGCCCACUCGUUGCUCCUCACCCGUUCUCGCCAUUGUAGCGGCCAAGCACAUCUUGGCAUAUUAACUAUGACAAGGAUAAUACAAUUUUUACUGUUCAUCUUUAGCGUGGACACUGUGAGUGCCUGUAAAUAAUGUUUGUAUGUACUAAUGUUUUCGUUUCACACUCGGUUCUUUGGAGCACGACUCCAAAGCUAAUAUUGGCGUCACAAAAAGUGCUUCAAAACAACUCUUAUGUUCCGCUCUUCAUCCCACUGAAGGAAAUUCUCGCUGCCCGGGGUGGAAAGAGCAUGGCAUUACAUGUGGUUGUUUUGAUUUUUGUCAUGUAAAUAAAGUUUGCAUUGCAUAAACAA
This is a messenger RNA of Syngnathoides biaculeatus (alligator pipefish), 7805 nucleotides long. RefSeq names its product cytoskeleton associated protein 5 (gene ckap5). The record is from RefSeq and is a predicted model, not a curated record. NCBI's taxonomy places the organism in Eukaryota, Metazoa, Chordata, Actinopteri, Syngnathiformes, Syngnathidae. The transcript has 44 exons. Gene Ontology annotation, cellular component: microtubule plus-end; kinetochore; centrosome. Gene Ontology annotation, molecular function: microtubule plus-end binding; microtubule plus end polymerase activity. Gene Ontology annotation, biological process: microtubule polymerization; mitotic spindle organization; centrosome duplication. The coding region runs from base 123 to 6254 and encodes 2043 amino acids.